AUGCGCUUUGCUGUCCUCCUCGCUUCGGCUCUCGCCUUGGCUGCCUCUCAAGUCAACGCCUUGACCAUCAACAUCAACUCUGCCAGCUGCACAGCCAUCAACUGGAGCAUCCGCCUCGGUAAGUUGGGGCAAAGCGUCGAGCGUGGUUACAAUGACCACUCCACUGACAUCCCAUGCACGGCCCCCGCUCUUGACGACUUGCAGACUCGCGGGAAGAAUACGUGCAAGCUUCCACCCUGCGCUUCUACGCCGCUUCGAGCGACUCGGACUUCGACUCUCUGCACUCCGACUUUACCGUCAGCGCCAAUGGAGAUGUCAAGUCGUACGGUGUUUGGUACACCUUUACGACCUACGUCGAUGAUAGCGAUCGCCCAAGCGGCACUUCAUGGCAGAUUGGAGCUGGAUUGAUCGACUACCAAAACAACUUUCUUCCUGCCGCUGACGGCACCAGGCUCAUCGUGUACGGCACCCGCACCGUUACUGGCUGCGACGCGACGCCGACUCCCCGUCCCACAACGAUUUCCAGCUCGUCCGCAUUGACACCCACCUCCAGAUCGACCAGCACCGAUACGUCGUAUCCUACCGACCUAGUAAGUAGCGAUACAGCCUGGCAUUGCUCAUUGUAUGAUCUUCUGGCUGAUCCGUCAUCCUGUCAACCUGUGCAGCCAGUCGAGCAAGAGACGCACGGCGUUCCGAUCGGAGCAGUCGCUGGUGGCAUCGUCGGUGCUGUCCUGCUGCUGCUCGGCGCGGUGAUCUGGCUGAUCGUGCGUUGUCGCAAGCUGAAGCAAGAAGCCCAAGCGAGCGGUGCAAAUGUCGGAGGAGGAGGAGGCAACACAGCAGGCGGCGCGUUCGUGCCGGCGGCCAUGAGCGGAGCGCAAGCAGUUGGCACGCCCGAUUUGGAAAAGAUGGAGAGCGCAUCGGGCCAUUCUGCUCAUGUGCCCACUUUGGCCUCCAACGGAGGUUGGGCCACCGACAACCGUCGUCCGCCAUCGCAGUACACCGCAAGCACGGCUGGCAGAACGAACAACAACAACAAUAACAACAAUAGCGCAUUCUUCACUUCGCCACCCACCAGUCCUCUCAUGGCAGCGCACAAUCGUCCCAUGUCUCAGCAAAGCCUCGCUGCGCGCCCCAUGA
Molecule: messenger RNA, 1137 nt
Organism: Ceraceosorus bombacis
Lineage: Eukaryota; Fungi; Basidiomycota; Exobasidiomycetes; Ceraceosorales; Ceraceosoraceae
Source: the annotation of a GenBank genome assembly